This is a messenger RNA of Cynoglossus semilaevis (tongue sole), 3195 nucleotides long. RefSeq names its product proteoglycan 4b (gene prg4b). The record is from RefSeq and is a predicted model, not a curated record. NCBI's taxonomy places the organism in Eukaryota, Metazoa, Chordata, Actinopteri, Pleuronectiformes, Cynoglossidae.
AAAGUUUUGCUAAACAUCUAGCCAAAAUAACACAAAGGUAGAUUAUAUAAUAGAUCAUAAAAUUAGAUUAUAUUAGAUUAUAAAAAAAGUCUGUGUUUCUUUAAACUCAUGAUAAUGUUCGGUUGCAGACUUAACCACAUGAUUGAAAACCUUUUUCCUUUUAAAGAGUGAACAACACACCACUCUGAACACACCCACAGUUACCGGACCCACUGGUCCAUAUGGUUCUGAUUUGUCCGUCUGUGUCUGUGGUGGCGAUGAUGUGACGGCAUCUACUCCACCUGGUUGUCAGUGACGCACAGGUCACAGCCAACCUUGGCCUCGGCUCAAACGUGUGUUAGGUCAGCCGUCUGUCUGGGACACACACGUGUUGAUGUGCUUCCAGCUGUUUGUGGGGAAUCACGGUGUCUGGACCUAUGGUUGGACCAGUCUGGACUGGAGGCUCCUCCCUGCAGGCUGUGAGAUCAUCACCCUUUUAAUUAGACUGGAUCUGCCAAUUAGAGCCCAGUCCCAGCUGCGUUUAAAGCAGAGACAGACUAAACUUCUGCAGCAGACACACAGAGGUAAGUUGACAUUUUCUCUCAUUUCUCACUCAAUGAUGUCCUCCACUCUCCUCUGCGCUGGAUUUUUUCUGGCGUGUGCCUGGACGUUUAGUGCUGCUCAGACCAGCUGCAGGGGACGAUGUGGUAUCGACUACUACAGAGGUUACAUCUGCCAGUGUGACUACGGCUGCCUGCUUUAUGGAGAGUGCUGCAAGGACUAUGAAUCCCACUGCACCACAAGAAACUCGUGUAAAGGUCGAUGUGGAGAGACCUUCAAGAGAGGGCGGAGGUGUAACUGCGACAGCGACUGCAUGAAGUACAAACAGUGCUGCCCAGAUUACAUGAUGCACUGUGAUGCAGCAGCCUCACAUCCCAUCACCGCAUCUCAGACUACGUUGAAAUCAAGCAUCACUUAUUUCCAGCUUUUGUGUUUUCCUAAUGACAUUCCAAGGAAUUCUAGAAUUCUGAUUCUUAUCGAGAUGGUCAUCUCUGACACCUCUGCUCUGAAAAAUUCACAACAAAUUCACUUCUAUCUAUUGUGUCACACUCUCGUAGAUUUGAACGACCAGAAUCUCCUAAAAGAUGAAUUCUCCAGCAAUGGACAGGAGGAGGCAGUUCCUGAAACCACCAGCGGAGUUGGAUUUACACUAUCAGCUGAGCAGCAAGAUGAGGAUCUUACUGAACCCACUCUGCAGCCAUAUAGUCCAGAGCUCAUUCCAGAAUCCAGUCCAGAGCCCAGUUCAGAGCCCAGUCAAGAGCCCAGUCCAGAAACCAGUCCAGAGCCCAGUCCAGAAUCCAGUCCAGAGCCCACUCCAGAAUCCAGUCCAGAGCCCAGUCCAGAGUCUGUAACUGGUCAAUCUCUAACUGAAACAACUCCCUGGCAUCAUGAACCAACACAGUCUGAUGCCGAAUCCUCCACCUUUUACACCAUCAGUGCUGAGCUCACCACUGAGAACACAGAUGUCAGUGGUUCUCUUCUGACCUCAACCAUCCCAGGAUCAUCUCCUCAGCCCACAACAUCUGAUAUUGACGUUUCCACCAGACCUUCUUCAACAUCAGCUCCACAGACACAGGUUUCUCCUACAGCCAACAGUCCAGAGGUGGAGACUCUGGCGCUGACCUCGGUGCAGCCUGAGGCUGAUGCACAGGAGACAACUGAAGCCUACUCUGAUAACCUGGAAAUCACAACGCUACCAGUUAGCGUUUCAACAUCUGCAGGAGCCACUGAGGUCCACACAGACCUGGGCACAUCUGAGGUCACCAACCUCCCUGCCUCGACCACACAGAACCCCACACCCUCCACAGAUGUUCAAACAACUUUGGCUCCUGAAGGACAUACCACUGAGAACAUCUCAGAGAACGUCACAUCCAGCACCAUGUCUCUUCUGAGCGACACUCAACGUCCUCCCUCCACCGUUUCUCCAGUGGAGCUGAGGAACGUCUCCGACUUUGACGCCCUAAUCAUUCUCACUCCCUCCACAUCGACAGCUCCAGAGCAGGAUGGCACCUCUGAGGGAACACCACAUGUAACCACCGCUGGUCCAGUGACCACCGCACCUGAUGUGACCAAGCCACAAACAUCUGAACCAACAUCAGAACCAACAUCAGAACCACAGAACAAACCAUCCUCAGCUCAACCAAUUUUGGUUAAACCAAACUCCAAACUAGAGAUCAAGCCUGUGGUCAACACACAACGUCUGACCUUGGACAAUACAAGAGACUUUCUAGCAGAUGACAGCAGCGACACAAACCUAUGCAGUGGGCGGCCAGUGGGUGCAGUGACCACUCUGAAGAACGGGACAAUGGUGGUUUUUAGAGGACACUACUUCUGGUUCCUCGACAGAAACAGGAGCCCAGGUCCGGCCAGAGAUAUCACCCAGGUGUGGGGUGUCCCUUCACCUAUCGACACCGUGUUCACUCGCUGCAACUGCCAAGGGAAAACGUACAUUUUUAAGGGAGCCAAGUACUGGAGAUUUGAAAAUGGCGCCUUAGACCCUGGUUACCCCAAAGUGGUCGAAACCGGUUUUGACGGACUUCGAGGACAAGUGACAGCUGCUCUGUCUGUGCCUCAGUACAGACGGAGGAGAGAGUCUGUCUACUUCUUUAAGAGAGGCGGACAGGUGCAGCAAUACUCAUACCAGUCUGGAACCACACCGACAUGUGGCAGGAAAGUCCACAACCCACUUUACAGAAUCCGCAACGCUCGACAAGCAGUGUCUCUCCUCGGCCCUGUCAUCAACAUUCGGACGUCCUGGAAGAGUUUCCCCACCACCAUCACUGCUGCCGUCUCUGUUCCCAGUAACAGUGAACCAGAGGGAUACAAAUACUACGUGUUUUCAAGAUCCAAGUCCUACAACGUGAGGAUGGACGGUCAACAUCCCGUCAUCGAGACUCCUAAGGUCAACACGACACCUCAGAACGACGACUUCAUCAAGUGCCCGAAGAAAUAAAUGCACAUUUCAUUAAAUACAUACUAAGAUUUCGCACCAACUCUGGGAUCAUUUUAAAGUUUAUUACAUUCUUUUAUAAAACACACUGCUUUAGCAUGGACCACUCACAAGUACAAUAAAAACACAACGGGCAUCAGAGCAACUAUUAUGAAAACAAGUGUGACGACAAAUCUGUUAUGUCUAAUAAAAUGAAGUAGAGAUGA